Mollisia scopiformis is the source of this 1248-nucleotide messenger RNA. RefSeq lists its product as uncharacterized. The record is from RefSeq and is a predicted model, not a curated record. The coding region runs from base 244 to 1077 and encodes 277 amino acids. Lineage: Eukaryota; Fungi; Ascomycota; Leotiomycetes; Helotiales; Mollisiaceae. The transcript has a single exon.
UGCUGGAGCAGACCAACCAGCUUCACCAGAUGAUGCCUCAUUGUUGGCAUCAUCGGCCCAGUUGAGUUCGCCGCCAGCAUCAGCACCGCCUUGGCCACCACCAGAGCCACCAUUCAUGGCGUUGUAGUCGGGGAUAGGAUCAGGAUUGACGUAUGUACUAGAGAAUCCACCACCACCAUCGCGAGGUGGGCGAGGAGCAUUGGCCUACAUCAUGUCAGCGUCCACCAACAUUCAAGCAAGGAGAUGGAUCAAGAUAGGGGAAAGACUUACCCAUUCAUCAACAACCUCCUGGAUCAUGACCUUGGCCUUGUUGAUCUGGGUCCGAGUGCCCUUGAGGGUGAUGUUGACGAGCUCACGAGCACGAGGUCUGGAUCCAUCCUCAGAUUUGGAUGGCAUCUGGAUGUCAACCACAUGAGUGGCAUCCUUGAUCUCGUGGAUCUUCGAACCCUUAGGGCCGAUAAUCUUGCCGGUAGCUCCAGAGAACACCUGCAUGACCUCCUCCAUCUCUAUGCCAGUAUCAACAACACCGUCAGCACCACCAGCACCAACACUCUUGGUAAGAUCUGUACCACGAGGGAUUUCGGACUCAACCUCAACAUGGACUUCGGUACCGUACUUGUCGAAAUCCUUAGCCAUACGCUCGCGAACGUACUUGACGAUGUAGACCCAGCGUGGAGUCCAGUAGUUUGCGUUGAUCUUAUCAACAGUCAAGGUGUACUUGUCCUUCUGCGCAUCAGAAGUCCAAGCGGCGUGGGACGAGACAACAUGAUCCGGUGCAUCAUCACUCUCAAGGUCAGUGGCAACCAACUUGACGACGGCGACACAGUCCUUGAAACCGUCGGCGACACGAACCGGAAAGUAGGCGCAGACUUCGAAGGUAUCACCCAUGUAAGUCUCACGGUGGUAGAUUUCGACGUUCUCAGCCUCCUUACCGGUAACUGGAGGGACGGUUCGGUGGAGGUUCCCUCGAAGGCGUCGGUGGAUGUAGUUCAAGACCUUGCAUCGGUUCUUGUCCGCCUGUGUUUGUGUAUGUCAGCUUUGGUUCCAAUUGAGCCCAAGUCUCGAGUUGCGCCAUGAACGUCGGAGGCUCGACUUGAGACGAAGAAGAACAGACGAAGAUGAAGAACAAUGGAUGAGGAUGAUGUCGCGAAGGUGAAGCAAACGCAUUAGGCUUUCCGUUUGUAUGGGGGAAGGUUUGUCCACACCCAAACAAACAGCCUCGACGCGUGAGUGCGGGGUGGGAAUCAA